UCAAGUGCCUUGAAACCUUCAUAUUUCUACACAGUUGAUCACAGUUCAACAACAGUGAUCAUCAUUUCUGAUUCUAAUUUUGUGUCAAUUUUAUAAUUAUUCUACAAUGUGAAUUACAAAUCGUCUAUUUAAAAGAGAAUUUUGUUACACUUUUUCAAAUUAAUUUGGAAAAUGGAAGCAUUUGUUAUAUUUUUACUGAUGGUUACUGUGAUAGUUUCAAUAGUAAGCUGUGUCACUAAAAUUAAAAUUGUCGAUCAAGAGGGGAGUGCUAUAAGUAAACAGGACCGUGAUAGUGGAGACGAUGUUGACUUGGAUACCCUUCUUAAUAAACUGGCCGACAAAAUAAAAUCAAUGCUGGAUAAUAAUGAUCCUUAUACUGUUCCAUCCACAGACCUGAAAAUGAAUAAUAAAUUAAUACGAGUUAGUGGAUCCAUGGAGGAAUCUCAGGUACUAGAUGCAUCAUCAACUCGCAUAAAAACUCACACAGUGAGAGAGAAUGAAACUUAUUUCAUUGGUUGUAAUGUAACCAUGAACCUGUUCCAUAUGAUGGGCAAAUAUGCUUUGGAUUUGUAUCUUAUUGAACAAGUGUACAUUACUGGUGAAGGGGAUUUUAGGAUCUCUCUGGAUGAUAUAAACAUGAUGACAGUCAUUGAGGUGACUGAAAACGACAGCACGCUCUUGAAAGUGAAAGAUUUACAUUUAAAAUACGAUGUGGGAGAUGUUAAAGUAGCGGUGUCAGGAUUAUUUGGAGGGGGCGCCGUUGGAAAACUCGUGGGAGAUGUUUUGAAUGAUUUGGUGAAGAAGAUUGUAACCGAUUACAAUCCGCUUAUCACGAGGAUUGUCAGAGAGAUUGGCAGAACAUGGCUGAAGAGUAAUAUUGACGGAUUGACUAUGACAAAUGUUACUGAAAUCAUACAACAGUUUAUUGAUGAGAUGUAGUUGUUGAUUUGUACUUAAAAGUUUUGAUAAAUGAUUGAUUAUUUUGUUA
Nilaparvata lugens (brown planthopper) is the source of this 988-nucleotide messenger RNA. RefSeq lists its product as uncharacterized. The transcript has 5 exons. NCBI's taxonomy places the organism in Eukaryota, Metazoa, Arthropoda, Insecta, Hemiptera, Delphacidae. The record is from RefSeq and is a predicted model, not a curated record. The coding region runs from base 172 to 939 and encodes 255 amino acids. Gene Ontology annotation, molecular function: lipid binding.